Molecule: messenger RNA, 1662 nt
Organism: Oryza sativa Japonica Group (Japanese rice)
Lineage: Eukaryota; Viridiplantae; Streptophyta; Magnoliopsida; Poales; Poaceae
Product: salt tolerance receptor-like cytoplasmic kinase 1
Biological process (GO): protein phosphorylation
Molecular function (GO): ATP binding; protein kinase activity
Source: RefSeq, a predicted model, not a curated record
UAUAUACGAACACCAGACGAUGCGGCCCAAAAAAGCAACACGCGUCUCGCGGAGGGAAACCCGCUUUUGCCGGGAACAAACGAAACCAAGCGAAGCGAGGAGAAGAUGUUGCUGCACCGGCACCGGCACAGGCUGCUCUGCUGCGGCGGCGGCGUCGCCACCGCCCCCGGCCGGUUCGCCGGCGAUGCCAUCGCGGACCAUCAGCAGGCAGCCGCCGGCGCCAAGAACGCGGCGGCCACGUCGUCCGCGAGGCAGCUGUCGUGGGCGCAGGUGGAGGCCAUGACGCGUGGGUUCACGUCGGCCGUCGUCGGCGAGGGCGGCUUCAGCACCGUCUACCUCGGCCGCGUCGCCGGCUCCCUCGCGGCCGUCAAGGUCCACCGCAGCAGCGAGCGCCUCCAGCGCGCCUUCCGCCAGGAGCUCGACGCCCUCCUCCGCGUCCGCCACCCCCACAUCGUCCGCCUCCUCGCGUUCUGCGACCAGCGAGACGAGGGCGUGCUGGUGCUGGAGUUCGCGCCGAACGGGAACCUGCACGAACAGCUCCACGGCGGCGGCGGCGGCGGCGCGAUGCCGUGGGCGCGGCGGGUGGCGGUGGCGCUGCAGGUGGCGCGGGCGCUCGAGUACCUGCACGACCGGUGCGAGCCGCAGGUGGUGCACGGCGACGUCAAGUCGUCCAACGUCCUGCUCGACGCCGCCAUGGGCGCGAGGCUCUGCGACUUCGGCUCGGCGCGCGCGGGGUUCUCGGCGGCCGUCCACUGCCCGCGCCCGCGUCCGUCGGCGCUCGCCGUGCUCGGCUCGCCGGGCUACGUCGACCCGCACUACCUCCGCUCCGGCGUGGUCACCAAGAAGAGCGAUGUCUACAGCUUCGGCGUGCUGCUGCUCGAGCUGCUCACCGGCACGCAGGCGUUCCGCGACGGCAUGCUGCUGACGGCGGCCGUCGCGCCCAAGCUCAAGGGCGCCGCCGCCGGCGACGUGGAGAAGCUCGUCGACGAGAGGCUAGGGUGCCAGUACAACGCCGCCGAGGCGGCGACCGUGGCGGCGCUGGCGGCGGCGUGCAUCGGCGACAACCCGAGCCUCCGCCCGUCGAUGGCCGACGUUGUACGGACCCUGGAGAAGCCCGCGCAAAAGGCCGGACGGUGACGUGCAAUGUUGUGCGCCGUAGGAUGGUUAGAUAUGACGUGGCAAGUAUCAGGACCGUAGGAUUGGAUGCUGCUCCCGCGCGUGGAACCCCUUGCCGCGAUUGGGUUGGUGAGGAGCAAGAAAGCAAUAGAGACGAAGCGUAUCAAAAUUCAAAAGCAACCAAGCAAGCAACGAUCGAGGGUUUGGUUCGGACAAGGACUUUUUGGAGGAUGUUUGUGCAGUUUUUUCAUAGUAUUUUGGUGGCCGAUCCCGAUCAUUGUUGUUCAUCUUCUACUAGGUCGUUGGCACACAAGUGCAUGCAGCAACUGUAAGAGAGGAUUCAAUCCACAUCCACUGCAUGCAUAUUAAAUUUUUAGAUGUUUUUUGCACGCCUUCUUCCUGCUUCAGCAAGCACCAGCACGUAAAAUAAACGUGCACAAAAUCUGUAAAUACAUUUGUUCAGAGAAUCAUAUGUUUCCAAUUCUCUCAUUUUCUUUUAUUUCUUGAUGAUUGUACUAUAUAUGUUGCCAACUCAUUAAUUGCUUA